Molecule: messenger RNA, 3960 nt
Organism: Engraulis encrasicolus (European anchovy)
Lineage: Eukaryota; Metazoa; Chordata; Actinopteri; Clupeiformes; Engraulidae
Gene: ccdc14
Product: coiled-coil domain containing 14
Exons: 13
Coding region: 142-3264 (1040 amino acids)
Biological process (GO): protein localization to centrosome
Cellular component (GO): centriolar satellite
Source: RefSeq, a predicted model, not a curated record
UAUGUUGAUAACUCUGCAGAUGAGGAUAGCGAAUAUUAGCUAGUUAGCUAGUUUGUCCUGACCUGCAGCGUUUGCGUUGGGCUUUUUUUUGCAAAGUGAAAUUUCUUACCUUAUAAGUCAUAUUCUUCAUGUUUCGUGAGAAUGGCGUCAAGACCAGCAUUGUCGAAACACAAGGUGAUCUCCUCGGGGAGACUGGCGAUCACCGGGCGAGGACAGCCUGUCAAGAAGAAGGCAGCGAGGUUGUCAAGUCGGCCAGCAGCUGCCCCUGAGCCACACUACUCCCUCUACUCCACCGACUCAGAAGAUCAGAGUACCCCUGCCAAACCCAAACCCAGAACUGCCGCAGCAAGACGAGAGGCUGAAAGGAAGAAACCUCUGAGGAAAGCCACCUGUCCGUCUUCAGCAGCUUCUCAUGGUUCGUCCAUAGCCGCAACGCAGAAGACCACGACGUCCACUCUCGCUCAGCCUGUGCAGAGAGGGCAACAGCCAUAUUGCCCUGAGGGACGUCAGCCAAUAGCAGAGCCUGGCCUGGCAUCACAUGACCCGGCUGGUCCUCAGGUGGGCCCGCCCCUCACCCCGGCCGCCCAAUGGGAGCUGAUGCAGACGCAGGCCAGGUCAUCAGUGGCCAAUCAGCAGCAGCUUCAGCAGCAGAGUAGUGGAGCUAGCCUGCAGGCCCCCUCACCAGGCCAGAUAGGCUCCACUCUGUUCAACUGCCGCCUGGCCACCUCCACUCCUGUCCUCGGCCCUCACGACACGCCCACCUCCCAACCUGCCCCUGCGAUGACAUCAUCAUUAAGCGACGCAGCUCUGCAGCAGUUGGCUCAGCAGUGGCUCAUGGCCUCAGCUGCCUCCCACGGACUCCUGCCCUUGGCCCCCAACGCCCAACAACACCCGGUUACCAUGGCUACCGCCCAACAACAACAACACCCUGUUACUAUGGCUACCGCCCAACAACACCCUGUUGCCAUGUCUACAACCAAUAUGGCCGCCUCCAUGGCAGUUCCCAAUAUGGCCGCCGGCCAACAGCAUCCGGUCACUAUGGCUACUGGCCAGCAGCACCAGGUCUUCAGCAGCAUGCCGGAGUCCCUCAGAGUCGCAUCAGCCCCCCACACAGCAGCUGCCCCAUCCAAUAUGUCUGCCCCCAUGGCCCCAUCCAAUAUGUCUGCCCCCAUGGCCCCAUCCAACAUGUCUGCCCCCAUGUAUACCCAGCACAGUGCAGCUGUCCCACCCCAGGAGCCACAGUUGCCCCAGCAUGGGUCUGUGGCCCCUGGACAUGGCGUGCUACCAGACCACCCCAGCCCCAGCAAUCCCACCAUCACCGUCAACACCGUUCCUACAGCAGGUGCACUGCCCAGUCACAACAACCCACAUGUGAAGCAGAACGGCGUCGCCGGAAACCCCCCCUCCGAUUCCAGAGCACACAAACUGUACACCACGACGUUACCGUCAUCAUCAGCAGCGGCUCAGGCGUCCCAAAAUGCACCUGGCCAGUCUGUGGCCAAUCAGCCUCGGCCGCGGACACCAUUGGACGGCCCAGAGUACACCACCUCCAGCAGCAGCAGCGAGGACGAGGACGUGGACAUCACACCAGUCAGGGACAGCGACUCCCAAAAUGGCUGCCUCGACUCCCAAAAUGGCGGCGGUGUCAGCAGGGGAUUGGCGGACGUCCUGAAGGCCAAAGCUCUGAGUCCUCAGAAGACGGCCAGGAAGGUCAUGACCGUCAAGUACCUGCUGGGGGAGCUGAAGACACUCGUAGCCAAUCAAGACAGUGCGGCGGUGCAGCUGAUUAACGAGGUUGAGAACAGCAUCUCUCUGCUGCCCUCUAUGGUCGGAUCCACCAACAUACAGGCAGAACUGGCACUCGCACUACAGCCACUACGCAGCGAGAACGCACAGCUACGCAGGCGUCUGAGGAUCUUGAAUCAGCAGUUGAUGGAGAGGGAGCGAGCUGAGAGAGAAGCCAGACCUGUAGACUGCGACAUGGAGAUGACGUCGCUGCAGUCCCUCAACCUGUCUCUGCAGCUGCAGCUCCGUGAGGCCCACAAGGAGACGGAACAGGUCCAUCAGGAGAACAAGGAGCUACGGCAAGCGGUGGAGGACAAACAGAGUCAACUGGAGCUCAGCAGGCAGCAGAGUGAAGCAGAGACCAGCCGCAUCAUGAUGGAUGUGAGUGAUGCCUUGGCAGAGAUGAGGAGCUGCCAGAGCCAGCUGGAGAUCUCAGUGGUGGAGAACGCUGCACUGACCACCUCUCUCCAGCAGAGGGAGGCAGAGAUCAGCAGACUACAGCAAGUCAUCAGGAGUCUUCAGGGUAAACUCUCUGCGUCCUCGAUGGAGCAUCUUGACGCGUCGACGCCGGACGUAUCCAAGUCCGACUCAAACCCGAACCCGACUCCGCAGCUCAGGAAGAACCUUCUCCAGCAGCACCAGCAGGAGCAGCAGCAGCAGCAGCAGCAGCACCAGCGCACCUCCCAGCGGGGCUCCGAGGCCUCCGUCUCCUCCUCCUCCAUCCACCACUACCUCCAGUCCAUGGAGCAGAGGAGGCUCCUCUCCGCCCCUAUCAGCCCCCCCAGGUCACACCGCAGCCCCCCCAAGAGCCCCAGCUGGCCCCCUGGGAGACCCGGAGACCCCUGGGGAGGAGGAGGAGGAGGCGGUGGUGGAGGGUCAGGGUCUAGUAGCCUGCCACUGGAGAGGAGCUACUCACCCAGGCGGCAAGGCACUACAGGCGCGGGCACAGGCGCGCCAGCGGUGGUGGCGCAGGAUGAUGACCCGUACAGCAGGCCUCAAUCGUCCGCAAGGUCGGAGAGGUCACUAGACGGCUCGAGUGCGUUGAGGUCCCUGAGCCAGAUUAUGGAGCGCCUGGCGUCCGUGUCGGCCCGCGGCGGAACGCCUUCGGAGAACGGCCACAAUGUUUACAAAUCCUCUCAUCAUCGUCACGACGACAAUACGGGUGCUCCAGCUGUGUUCAGCAGCGUCACUGUCACCAGGGCCACCACCUCCCUGCCGCCCAGGACGUGUAAAGAAGUUGCUAUGGGGACAGGCGCUGUGGGGACACUCGCCAGGCCCGCAGUGACGUUCACGAGGAGGGCGUCGGUCGUCAACAGCUCGCUGGCGUCCUCUCCCGAGUCGCUGGCCUCCAACUGCAGCUUCAGCUCCGUGUCCACGUUCAACACGCGCGACGAGGAGAUACUGAGGACAGGCAUGGACACACUAGACGCCACCAUCGCACGCCUACAGAGGACACUCGAGAUAGACCUGAAGAGAUGACUGCUGUGUGUGUGUGUGUGUGUGUGUGUGUGUGUGUGUGUGUGUGUGUGUGUGUGUGUGUGUGUGUGUGUGUGUGUGUGUGUGUGUGUGUGUGACGAGGAAAUAUUGCGAACAGGCAUGGACACACUAGACGCCACCAUCGCACGCCUACAGAGGACACUCGAGAUAGACCUGAAGAGAUGACCUGUGUGUGUGUGUGACGAGGAAAUAUUGCGAACAGGCAUGGACACACUAGACGCCACCAAUCGCACGCCUGCAGAGGACACUCGAGAUAGAUCUGAAGAGAUGAUGUGUGUGUGUGUGUGUGUGUGUGUGUGUGUGUGUGUGUGUGUGUGUGUGUGUGUGUGUGUGUGUGUGUGUGUGUGUGUGUGUGUGUGUGUGUGUGUGUGUGUGUGUGUUGCCAUCGCCAGGCUGCAGCUGACACUGGAAAUAGACUUGAAGAGAAUGACCACUUUGGAUGCUUUUUUAAUGUGUGUGUGUGUGUGCGUGCCUGUGUGAGUGUUUGUGUUUUCUUUUAUCUGUUUUAAACUGUUGCUCCGGUGGCCUUAGAUAAAGGAGGAUAGUACAAUAUGAUUUUAAAUUAACUGGAUGUAUUUGUAUGUGCACAAGCUUAUUUGUAUUAUUGUUCGUUUUUAAUCACUGUCUUAAAUUAUUGUUGUUGUCGGGGGUUUUUUAGUAAUAAAGAAAGAAAAUUCU